Molecule: messenger RNA, 1144 nt
Organism: Gadus morhua (Atlantic cod)
Lineage: Eukaryota; Metazoa; Chordata; Actinopteri; Gadiformes; Gadidae
Product: RNA-binding protein Nova-1
Source: RefSeq, a predicted model, not a curated record
GCAAACAAUCGACUGAGGAGAAAGGGGGUAUGGGAUGUGCUGUGCUGCCUUCUGACGUCACCGACUCCUCUGCACUCGGAACUGCCAGCCAGUCAGCGUUAGGGAUGCUCUGAGGAAAGACUGCAGCAUCUCCACCGAGAGAGGACAAAAAAAAAUCGCAUCUCUCUUCUUCUUCUUCUUCUUCUUCUCCAGCAGCUUUGUUUCCGUCCACAGCUUCUCCCCUCCGGACCCUUACCACCGACAACCCGACCCCCCUCACCACCACCGCGCACCUUCGGGUGUUUACAUGACCGCGUUGAGCCCAUAAGGAUCAAAAGAACGACAAAAAAGCAGUUUUUUAUUCUGCCGUCCUUUUUUCUUCCUUUUACACCCGAAUUGAUUCCUGCCUCCUUUUUUUGUUGUCCCGGUUGUGCGUGUGUUUUAUUUAUCGCUUAAUUCCCCGCGCCCGUCGCUGCACCGAGGACCACGGAGGAGCGCCAUCAUCCCGCACACACUGCCUGACAUGUGUACGCGCUUUUAUGUUGCCGCGGAAUGACAUAUCCUACACCACGUAUCACGGGGUUGAUGGCCGACUGACGCAGCAUUUGUACGUCAAGUAGAGUUUAGACUUAUUUACGGAGAGGCGAAAGAAAAAAAAAAAGGCUUCGAGGAUCUGUUUUUUUUUGGAGCAAACAUCCGCCCGCUCCUGCAUCGCCUCACGGGCUAAACACACGCGUCCUGCAUACUGCCUAGCAUCUCCUCGCGUCGGCGACACAGCAACGCACCGCGACACCGACCACGGUCGCGUUUCUUUUUUGAAUUCCCUAAAUCGCCUUUUCGUCCUCUGAGGAAGACUCCCCGUGCGGAAGGCUACGUCGCGUUGCGUUACUAGGGGGGAUUUAAACGCAACAGUCGCAUCCUUAAAACCAAGCUUACAAAAUGAUGGCCGGCGGAGCAGUACAACAAAACGGGAUUUUCUCAAAUCCUCACCACCACAAUCAACAACCGCACAUGGAGUCCGACCCUCCGGAUUCCCGUAAGAGACCGCUCGAGACCCCCACGGAGGCGAGCAGCACUAAGCGCACCAACACAGGAGUGGCCUACCUGCAGCCCCUUUUUGAAACUGAAGCCAUUGUAUUCCCUCACCAAGAAACUGAAACUCAUG